Aspergillus alliaceus is the source of this 1778-nucleotide messenger RNA. RefSeq names its product fructose 1,6-bisphosphate 1-phosphatase (gene fbp1). Gene Ontology annotation, cellular component: cytosol; cytoplasm. Lineage: Eukaryota; Fungi; Ascomycota; Eurotiomycetes; Eurotiales; Aspergillaceae. Gene Ontology annotation, biological process: fructose 1,6-bisphosphate metabolic process; fructose metabolic process; fructose 6-phosphate metabolic process. Bases 336 to 1403 code for a protein of 355 amino acids. The transcript has 2 exons. Gene Ontology annotation, molecular function: fructose 1,6-bisphosphate 1-phosphatase activity. The record is from RefSeq and is a predicted model, not a curated record.
UUGUCAGUUCAUCGUACUGAACACUCACUUACUUAUACUCCUAAUCUUCCUCCCUUUUCUUCCAAUUCAAUUCUUCUUCUUCUCAAUUCAUUACCUACUAUAUAUAUUUCUUACGUACUCCAUUACUACACAAAAAGUAUACCCCUCCUCUCCUCUUCUCUCAGUUACCACUUAUCUCGCCAUCCAUUGGUGCCUGAGUCUUCCUGCUUUCUCCGUUGAACCGAGGUUGCGCAUUACUUUAAACCGGUCCAAUUGUUCCCUCAAACCACUUUUCCUCCCUCUUGAACAACUUGCGCACAUCCCUUCCCGACUAGAUAAUCUCGAAUCACAUCAUAAUGUCCACACACGACAACAACGGUGCUCCCCCCGUGGGACAGGAAAACAUCAACACAGACAUUGUCACCCUCACAAGAUUCCUGACCGAAGAACAAGCCAAAGUACCAGAAGCGACUGGUGACUUCACACUCCUCUGUCACGCUCUUCAAUUCGCUUUCAAGUCCAUCGCCUACUACAUCCGCCGUGCAUCAUUAAUCAAUCUGACUGGACUGGCAGGGUCUUCCAACACCACAGGCGAUGACCAGAAGAAGCUCGACGUAAUCGGUAAUGACAUCUUCAUCUCAGCCAUGCGCGGCUCAGGAAAAUGCCGCAUCCUCGUCUCCGAGGAAGAAGAAGAAGUCAUCGUGUUCGACGAGCACCCCUACGCCCGUUACGCAGUCGUCUGCGACCCCAUCGAUGGAUCUUCCAACCUUGACGCAGGCGUCUCAGUCGGAACCAUCUUUGGCAUCUUCAAGCUGCCCGACUCCGUCCUGGGUCCCGAGAACAAGGUCUCCCCCAAGGACCUCCUCCGUCCCGGUACUGAGAUGGUCGCCUCCGGCUUCACCAUGUACGGUGCCUCCGCACAGCUGGUGAUCACCAUGCAGGAUGGCGGCGUCAACGGCUUCACACUGGAAAACUCCCUGGGCGAGUUCAUCCUCACCCACCCUAACAUGAGACUCCCCGCCAAGCGCGCCAUCUACUCCGUCAACGAGGGUAACAGCUCGUACUGGGAGGAGUGGACCAACGCCUAUUUCCAUUCGCUAAAGUUCCCUCCCGAAGGCCAGAAGCCUUACAGCGCGCGUUACAUCGGUAGCAUGGUUGCUGAUGCUUAUCGGACUCUGCUCUACGGUGGUGUCUUCGCUUAUCCGGCCGACUCGAAGUCCCCCAAGGGUAAGCUGCGUAUUCUGUAUGAGUGUGCGCCUAUGGCCAUGCUGUUUGAGAAUGCCGGCGGUCUUGCUGUGAACUCUCGCAUGGAGCGCCUUCUGAGCGUUCAGCCUGAGCACAUCCAUGACAAGAGUGGUGUCUUCCUCGGCUCGAAGGAUGAGGUGCAGAAGAUCAUCGACACAUAUAACAAGUACAAGAAAUAAGCUGAGCGGUCUGGUGAUUCACCACUGGAUGGUAUUUUAAUGAGCAUUGUCAUGUGUACUUAAUGUAUGAAAAAAGUAAAAAACAUGUUUAACUAGAUAGUCAAAUAAACAUUUGAAAACAAACAAAACUGCAUUGUCUUGAGUUUACGUUACUAAUGCUUUGUUGAGCGCCGGAAUGGUUUUCUCGACCGGACACGGAAUGCGGAUAACAUGUACCAAAUUAAACCCGCCUCAUAGAAGGCACAAUCUUAUCAAGGGACUUAAACUCCUGGAGACUUAAGCUGCAGAUAGUACGUAGGACAACGCUUCAUACAUAGAAUAUACUUCUAAAUGGAAAAGGCGAUAGAGUUGCCCUGAGAUGUACAAAUAGCACAG